GAACAACGAUGAAACUGCUCGUUUUGCUAUUUCUAACAUUUUCGGUUGCGAAAAGUUGUUUGGUAGUCAGAUUGAUUAAUCCAAGUUGCACCUACUGUAGCUUUUCUUCAUAUUUUGAAACAACUACGAAUGUCCAUAAGUUCUUUAUAAAUAAUAUCUCAACUCACGUUUAUACGGCCACCAAUCAACGGGGGAGCAGUAUCGGAUGUACCAAAACUUUUGAAUGUUCAAACGAAAAAUUCAGUCUUGUGGGAGUAACAAUGGAUCCAUUUCAACUCAACAAUUCUGAUAUUGUUACUAUGUUCCCGGCGAAGGAGAUUGAGGUGACUUGCAAUCCAAGCACAAACAUCCGACGGCCAUGUCAAGCUUAGAAAUAUUUAUAUGGGAUGUGUCGACUUUCAUAGUCUCAGAAUGACAACACUUCGCCCUCCUCCACCUACUUUUGUGACUCUUACACCACCUCGAUGGAUCACUGGCCGGCCUGCAGUGUUCUCGUUCCAAAACUUGAAGUCAUGGUUCGGGUUCUGAGAAAUAAAUAUUUUUUGUUACCAUCAA
This is a messenger RNA of Caenorhabditis elegans, 555 nucleotides long. RefSeq lists its product as uncharacterized. The transcript is spliced from 4 exons. The record is from RefSeq and is marked reviewed. Lineage: Eukaryota; Metazoa; Nematoda; Chromadorea; Rhabditida; Rhabditidae. Bases 9 to 371 code for a protein of 120 amino acids.